UCAGCCUGAAAACAGCCUGUGUGAUGGUUCUACAGAAUAUGGUCUGGCUUUCCUAGGAGCACUAGCAAGAAAAACAGCAAGACUCACUAUGGUCCCCAUGCUGAGAAUGCUGCUCUGUCUUGGACUGAGUGUGGGACAGAAGACUGCUGUCCUGCCAGGAACCCUCACAAAGCCCAAAAUCUGGGCUGAGCCACACUCUGUGAUUGCCAUGUAUGCACCUGUUACUAUUUGGUGUCAGGGUUCUUGGGAGGCCAAGAGGUACCAUUUGUUUAAAGAGGGAAGCACGGAUCCUUGGGACCAACAAUCUCCUCUGGAAGACUCGGACAAGGUUAAGUUCUACAUCCAACACAUGACAGAGGACUUUGCAGGGAUAUAUAAGUGUUACUAUCAGAGUCCUGCUGGCUGGUCAGAACACAGUGACACCCUGGAAAUGGUGCUAACAGGAGUCCAUGAUAAUCCAAGCCUGUCUGUCUGGCCCAGUCCUGCUGUGACCUCAGGAGAGACCAUAACCAUCCAGUGUAGCUCAUCGCUGGGAUUCGGCAGAUUUAUUCUGAUCCAGGAAGAAAAGCACCACCUCCAAUGGACCCUGGACUCACAGCCAAAUGCCAAUUGGGAGUUUCAGGCUCAUUUUGUUCUGGACCCCGUGACUGCCAUUCACAAUGGUACAUUCAGAUGCUAUGGCUAUUAUAGGAACCAUCCCCAGGUGUGGUCAAAAUCAAGCGACCCCCUUCACCUCUUGGUCUCAGAAUCCAAGGACCAGUCUCCCACCCACACUGAGAAUGGAUUGGGAAGGUACCAGAAGGUUCUGAUUGGAGUCUUGGUCAGCCUCCUCCUGUUUUUCUUCCUCCUUAUUCUUCUCAUCCUCUUCCGAUAUCAAUGUAAAGGCAAAGAGAAGAAGGCAGUUCAUGCAGACCAAAGGGAGACCAACUUGCAACUUCUUGAAGGGGAUACAGACCCAACAGCCAGAGAUAGAGUCCCUCAGAAGAGAUCCGGCCCAGAUGCUGCCCUCAAGGAAGAAAACCAGGAUGCUUCUGCGAUGGACCCACAACCUGAGGAGAGUGUAGAGCUGGACAGUUGGGUAAGGCUGCUGCCAUUCACAGUGAUAAGAGCUAAUGGCCCAAUUUGGUCUAUUACUCCCUCUUUGUGGCAUUAUCAGUCACAGCUGAUCCCUCCAUUCUGGAAGAAUUUGUCUCUAUGAACUAUGAUCUCUUCUUCUUGGUUUCACUACGACUACAUGACCCUUUUCUCCUGUCUCAUUUCUGGAUGUGUGUCAUCUGUCUGUUGCUUAGCAUGUGUCUAAAGACUUGAAAGGACAUAUGAGUCACUGCGCCCUCAUUUCUCAAGAUCCUCCUAUACUCAUUCACCCUGUCAUCCACAGAGAGCCUCUUUAUUUUAAGCUUGAGAACAAUUUUAUUAGUGUUUAAAAAAAACAAAGGUAACCUGUAAAUCUCAGCAGCUUCCUGGAGGAAUAAAAAGAAAAUAGAGAAGAAAAAUGGAGUAAAAGCCAUGUCUGAGGAGAGCCAAGAUAAAGAUCAGCUAAGUGAUGGCUGGCAGCCACAAGGCAGGGAGGGAAGCUUUAGAGAAAGAGCAAGUAAUUCCAAAGUGUUAGGAAAUGUGUGCUUAGAACAGAUAUACAAAGAAAUAAUGGA
Peromyscus maniculatus bairdii (prairie deer mouse) is the source of this 1649-nucleotide messenger RNA. The record is from RefSeq and is a predicted model, not a curated record. Lineage: Eukaryota; Metazoa; Chordata; Mammalia; Rodentia; Cricetidae.